Pipistrellus nathusii (Nathusius's pipistrelle) is the source of this 3153-nucleotide messenger RNA. The record is from the annotation of a GenBank genome assembly. NCBI's taxonomy places the organism in Eukaryota, Metazoa, Chordata, Mammalia, Chiroptera, Vespertilionidae.
AUGGACUUCAACCUGCGACCUCUCCUGGAGCAGCUGGAGCAGGAGGAGCUGAGCAAGUUCAAGUCUCUGCUGAGGACCCUUCCCCCACAAGAUGAACUGCAGCAUGUCUCCCAGGCGGAGGUGGAUGAGGCCAGCGGGCAGCAGCUGGCGGAGAUCCUCACCACUUCCUGCCCCGUCUUUUGGGUGGAGAUGGUGACCAUCCAGGUCUUCGACAAGAUGAACCGGACGGAUCUGUCCAAGAGAGCCAAGGACGAGCUCAGAGAAGCGGCCUUGAAGUCUCUUCAGGAAAACGCGCUUCCACCAUCAGAGCUCGCUCAAGUACAGGGCAGAAGUGUCACCAACCCAGAAGACGCAACGGAAAGUUCGGAAGGAGAAACGCCAGGUCAGCAGGACGCGUACAGCAACAUAUGGAAGACGUCCGGGCCCAUCUGGAAGCAAAACCUUUGGCCCAAAGCCAGCGAACACCCCCAUACAUUCCCGCAGGGAUAUGAGAGCCUGGUCCCCUUCUGCAACCCCCACGCGCCGGCCGGGCCCUUCCCGCACACCGUGGUGCUGCAGGGCGCAGCGGGCGUGGGCAAAACCACGCUGGCCAAGAAGUGGAUGCUGGACUGGGCCCAGGACCACCUCCCUGCGACCCUGCCCUCCGCCUUCUACCUCAGCUGCAAGGAGCUGGGCCGCCAGGGCGCCUGCGCCUGCACCUUCGCGGAGCUCCUGGCCAAGAAGCGUCCAGACGCGCAGGAGGCCGGCCGCCAGGUCCUCGCCCAGGGCCAGGAGGUCCUGGUGGUCAUCGACGGCUUCGACGAGCUCCGAGUCCCCUCGGGCGCCCUCCUCCAUGACAUCUGCGGCGACUGGAGGGAGCCCAAGCCCGUGCCCGUCCUGCUGGGCAGCUUGCUGAAGAGGAAGCUGCUGCCCAAAGCCACGCUGCUGGUCACCACGCGCCCCGAGGCCCUGGGCGAGCUGCGGCUCCUGCUGGACCAGCCGCUGCUGGUCCAGGUGGAGGGGUUCCAGGAGGCGGAGCGCAGGGGCUACUUCCUGGAGCACUUUGAGCAGCAGGACCAGGCCCUGCGCGCCUUCCAGGGCAUGAAGGCCAGCCCGGCGCUGUUCCGCAUGGGCGCGGCGCCCGCCGUGUGCUGGGUCGCGUGCACCUGCCUGAAGGGGCAGCUGGACAAGGGGGAGGACCCGGCCUCCACCUGCCGGACCCCCACCUCGCUGUUCCUGCGCUUCCUGUGCGGCCAGUGCCCCCACUUGGCAGCCCCCGCCCCGCGCCUCCCCACUGCGCUCCGCGCCCUGAGCCUCCUGGCCGCCCAGGGCGUCUGGGCGCACACGUCCCUGUUCGAUGGCCAAGACCUCGGGCAGCUGGGCGUCAGCGAGGCCGACCUGCGCCCUUUCCUGGAAGGCAAGGUGCUGCAGGCGGACGCGGACUGCGAGGGCUGCUACGCCUUCCUGCACCUCAGCGUCCAGCAGUUCCUGGCCGCCCUGUUCUACCUGCUGGACGGCGGCGCUGGGGCCCCCGGGGGCGCGGGCGGCUGCGGCUGCGCAGCGCAGGGCAUCGGGGACGUGCGCGCGCUGCUCUCCAAGGAGAAGCGGCUGCGAAACCCCAGCCUGGCCCACGUGGGCCGCUUCCUGUUCGGCCUGGCCAACGAGGAGCGCGCCCGGGAGCUGGAGGCGGCCUUCGGCUGCCGCGUGUGCCGGGAGGUGAGGCAGGAGCUGCUGCUGGCGGCGCGCUCCGCCGCCGGGGACUGGCCCUCCUCCUCCAGGGCGGACACCCGGGAGCUGCUGCGCUGCCUGUUCGAGUCCCAGGACGGGGCGCUGGUGCGGGAGGCGCUGGCGUCCGUCACGGAGCUGGCCCUGCACCUGCAGAGCGAGCGGGACCUGGUGCACGCGGCCUUCUGCCUCGGGCACAGCCGGGCCCUGCGCAGGCUCUCGCUGCGGGUGGAAAAGGGCAUCUUCGCGGAGGAGGACAGGUCCCGGGAGCCAGGCCCGUGGGCGGAGCGGUCCCAGAGCGACCAGCACCUGCUUCCCUUCUGGGCGGACCUCUGUGCUGCGGUCGGCUCCAGCAGGAACCUGGUCUCCCUGGACCUCAGCCAGAGCUCCCUCAGCGCCUCGGCGGUCGGGGUUCUCUGUGAAAACAUCGCCUCCGCGCCCCGAAGCCUCCAGAGACUGGUCCUCCGAAAUCUCUCCCCCGCCAAUGCUUACCGGCACUUCUGCGCCAUCCUCGGUGGUUACGAGAGCCUCACGCACCUGACCCUGGAAGGAAGUGAUCAGAAAUACGUGCUUCCCAUACUGUGUGGGGUCCUGCUUCACCCAAAGUGUAACCUGCAAUAUCUCAGGUUGGUGUCUUGCUCUGCCACCGCCCAGCAGUGGGCUGACCUCGCCGCCUCCCUCGAGAUGAACCAUUCCCUCACGUGCUUGAACAUCACGGCCAGUGAGUUCCAGGACGCGGGCGCCAAGCGACUGUACAUGACUCUGAGGCACCCCACCUGCACCCUGCAGAGGCUGUCGCUGGAAAACUGUCACCUCACAGCUGCCUACUGCAAGGAGCUCUCCUCCAGUCUGAUGGUCAACCUGAGGCUGACACACCUGUGCCUGGCCAGGAACGACCUUGGGGACCACGGGGUGAGACUUCUGUGUGAGGGCUUGAGCUACCCGGAAUGUCAGCUGCAGACCCUGGUGCUGUUCCACUGCAGCAUCACCAGCGACGGCUGCAUCGCCCUCUCCGCGCUCCUGCAGGAAGGCUCUGGGCUCGCGCACCUGGACCUGGGGCGGAACCACCUCGGAAUCACGGGCGUGAAGUUCCUGUGCGAGGCUCUGAGGAAGCCCCUGUGUCGCCUGAGGCGCCUCUGGUUAUGGGGAUGUGGGAUUAUCCCGUUUAGUUGUGGGGACCUCGCAUCCGCCCUCAGCAGCAGCCAGCACCUCGUCAGUCUGGACCUGGGUCAGAAUUCCCUGGAGCACAGCGGGAUGAAGACACUGGCUGAUGUCCUGAAACUUCCGAGCUGCCCUCUGCAGAAACUUAGGUUGAAGAUCGAUCAUUCUGACGUCCAAAUCCAGAAGCUGCUGGAAGAAAUCAAAGAGGGUAACCCAAAACUGACCAUUGAGAGGGACAACGAGGAGCCCAAAAAUCACAGGCCUUCUUCUGCGGACUUUAUUUUCUGA